AUGGUGGAGAUUUGCUCGGCCGGAGGGGCAGACGAUCGUGAAGAAUGUAUCGGGAUGCACUUUUUUCUCACGGACGCUAUUCUCGCGGAAAAGGGCAUGAACUUGGGUUUUAGGCGACCACUGGUGUCCCUGAAAACGUUGUACUCGGACUUUGUGGUGCGGGAGUUGUCUCCGUUGUACAACAACGGUGAGCCGCUUGUGCUGGAGCAGCUGCCAACGGUCGAGCGGUUGGACAGCAAAUUGAAGGCUGUGAAACGGCCACGAGAGGAGAAGGAGGAGGAGGCGAUGGCUACAGCGUUGGAUGCUCAACCGAUAUUGUUACUGGAGCAUGUACAGGCGCAAUUUUCAUCGCUAUUGGGUCCGGAGGAUUUGUCGUCUCUUCUGGAAGCUUUGCGUGCGGGUGCUGAUCGGGUGAUGCUUCGAGAUUCUUCACUGACGAAGGCGCAGCGCACACGGGUGCAUGAAGCGGUAAAGAAUACACUUGGACCGUCGUAUUUGAGUCGCACUGUGGACGGGUCCCUUGUGAUUGAAAAGUCAACGUCAGUGUCAAGAAGGGAAGAAAUGCGUCGCUCAAACCCACUGCGCCUACAAAAGUUCUUGCACUUUACGCUAUACAAGGAAAACAUGGACAGCAAUCGUGCCCUACGUGCAAUUGCCGGACACCUUUGUUUGCCGGUGCGACAACUCCUUUUCAGCGGAACAAAAGACAAAAGGGCGGUGACUCUCCAGCGCGUUGCGGUUCGGGGCCUUUCGUGCGAGCGGCUCUCUGAAAUCAAUGAUCGGUCAUUUGGUCCGGAUUGUGAACUGAAGGUAUGUGGUUUCCAGGAGGCAGAGAGUGGACUGCGCCUUGGUGAUACGUUGGGCAAUCAUUUUCUUAUUGCCCUCCGUCUUUUACCAGAUAGUACAGAGCCUUCACCUGACAUGCUGAAGGUCAUUCAAGAAGUUAUUGGCUCUGUUGGUGUGGUGAACUACUACGGGCCUCAGCGCUUUGGCACGACGGAAGUGUUAACAAGUGAUGUUGGUAUCAAAUUGCUUUCUGGAGAGUUUGAACAAGCACUUCGCAUGAUAUUUCAUUCUAAAGCGAUUGUUGAACCGAAUCUCCUUCCCUCGAAGGAGGCUGUGGAGCGACGGUCCUUUGAUGAGGCGCUAAAGCUUCUUCCACGCUACUGUUUUCAGGAGCGUGACAUUCUGAAGCAUUUGGUAAAAUGCCCCAACGAUUUUUUGGGCGCGUUGCACAUGAUACCGCGAACUUUGGGUAUGUUGUACUGUCAUGCUGUACAGAGUUUGAUUUGGAAUAUCAUGGCUUCGGAGCGAUUGAAACGUGGUGUGGGACCUCUCCCAGGUGAUUUGCUGUUAAAAAAUUUGUAUACGCACAUAAGGGAGCGUGCUAAUCGACCAGAUGACAAUGACGAGGAUUUUAAAAUCCUAAUGAAGGAAGAUGGUCUGCCGGAGGUGGUGCGACUCACAGAAGAAGACGUGGCAACUGGCCUUUUUUGUCUGUGUGAUGUUCUUCUUACUGUUCCAGGCCCUGACGAAGAACUGCAGUAUCCAAGUAUUGCGAGUUGCACGCGUGAGUCGUACAUUGCGGCGCUCAAAUUGAGAGGAGCGGAGAUGCUUUUGAAUGCAGAGAAUCCCCUUGUGAAGGUGUAUCAUUACCAUGGGGCAUAUCGACCGCUGGUAGUAAAGCCGAGAGGACUAAAGAUGCGCCUUGUGAACACGAAAGGACCGCGAGAGCCAAUUAUUCUUACGGAUUUGGAAAAGUUAGCCAUGUGUGACACCAAUAAUAAUGGUAUGAUGGAUAAUGAGAUUGAACAGGACGCCUGCACAACGACUGCAGUGAGUAAGGCAAUUGUGGUGGAAUUUUCCCUUCCUCCAGGCUCAUACGCUACCUCUGUUUUGAGGGAGUUUAGCAUCCCUUACUCUGAGGGUUACCAUUCCACGGCGGCUAUGCAAUGCGACAGCAGCGGCAGUCAUUAG
Trypanosoma cruzi is the source of this 1977-nucleotide messenger RNA. RefSeq lists its product as uncharacterized. Gene Ontology annotation, molecular function: pseudouridine synthase activity; RNA binding. NCBI's taxonomy places the organism in Eukaryota, Euglenozoa, Kinetoplastea, Trypanosomatida, Trypanosomatidae. Gene Ontology annotation, cellular component: nucleus. Gene Ontology annotation, biological process: pseudouridine synthesis. The record is from RefSeq and is a predicted model, not a curated record. The transcript has a single exon. Bases 1 to 1977 code for a protein of 658 amino acids.